Mangifera indica (mango) is the source of this 955-nucleotide messenger RNA. RefSeq lists its product as uncharacterized. The transcript has 2 exons. Bases 193 to 768 code for a protein of 191 amino acids. Lineage: Eukaryota; Viridiplantae; Streptophyta; Magnoliopsida; Sapindales; Anacardiaceae. The record is from RefSeq and is a predicted model, not a curated record.
UAUGCGGUUGGUUGGUGUCCUAGAUUUCCCUAAAUUUAUUAUGAAUAAGACAGGGAAAUUAAAGUGUACACUACAAAAACUUAUCCUUCCAGAAGAAUUUUCCCAGCCUCUCGUCACUUGUAUCUUCAGCUUCCCUUCUAUAAAAUUUGCUUAAAUCACAAACACACCAACAAUUAAUAUCACAGACUCAAGAUGAAACCAUUGAGAAACAAAACACUGAGCUUGCUGAUUCUUCUUCUUCUUCAACCCAUUGACACAACCAGUACCCCAAGUCCGCGGCCAUGGCCGGACCAAUUCCAUGCACUUCUCUAUAUGAACUUGAGCACAGGGCAUCUGCAGAUAAGCGAUCUCUGGUACGACUGGCCGCGGGGGACCAAUGUGAAUAUAUUUCAGAAGCAACUGGGGGUGCUUCUGUACGGCGUGGAGUGGGACAAUGGCACCACGUUUUACUACACUUUAGGCGAGGCGGCGACGUGCGAAAUUAUGCAGUUUGAAGUGGGGAUUCCGCGGAGAAAUUUUCUUGAGGGAGCCAAGUAUUUAGGGACUCAAACUACUGAUGGGUUCUUGUGUGAUGUUUGGGAGAAAGUUGACUUCAUUUGGUACUUUGAAGAUGUUGUUUCCAGGAGGCCUGUUCGAUGGGAUUUCUACGAUGGUAUAUCUACACAUGUUAUCACAUUUGAGGUUGGUGCAGUUUUGAACGAGUCAUUCAUUCAAGCACCUCCCUAUUGUUUCAACGAGACGACAGAGAAGAAAGUAUUUAGCAGUUGAAAGUUUUAUGUGGGCACAAUAAGAAAAUUUCUCAAGGAAUUGUAGCUUUUAGCUGGCAAAUUAUAGUAUAAAAUUUUCUCUUUGUAGUAAGACAUAAAGGAUCUAUAACUGCUGGAUUCAUCGAUGUAGUGAGCUUGGCAAGGAGAAAUAUUUCGUUAUUAUUAGUGGAAGGAAUUCAAGGAAGCCA